CCAUACAGCAGUGGGCAUUCUCCACUUCCCUGACUGGGCAGUAACUGAAAAGAUUAGAGACAGUGGGUGGGAAGCUUUUCAGACGUAUCAUGAUUGUGAGGUCAUGGAGAGGUGAGGAAGCCAAUCUCAGUACAUCCAGCUUUUCAGAGAAGAUGGCCAAAGGGAGGCAGUUCAACCCACCUUUGGACAAGGUUGGAAGAUGGUUCCCUCAUGUUGGACUGGUGCAGAAGACGCCGGAAUCCGUCACAAGCACUACCCUGAAAGAAAUCCGCUGUCCGUACUUGUCUCAGCAGUUGGAGAGGAAGCUGCCACCGAUAUACAAAGUCCGAGAAAAACUAGCAGCAAACAAAUGCUUCCCCUUCUCUGUGCAUGACAAUCGCUACAGCUUUGAGAACUCUGGAUACUAUUUUGACUCUGGCUUGGGACGAAAGAAGAUCUCCCCUGAUAAAAGGCAACACCUUUCUAGAAAUUUCAAUCUCUGGGCCUGUGACUAUAUCCCAUCCCAGUGUGAUGGUCUUUCAAAUAACCAAACAUCAUAUGUGCAUAAGGAAGCCGCGGUAAUCUCAACUUUCCGACGUUUUCCUAGAUGUUACGAGGAAAGAUGGAGUGCCUUCAAGUUUGUUCCCAACCAAAGUUCUACAGAGUCUUUGAAAAACAAGUCAAAUAAGGAGUUUUCUGUUGACACAAAGGCUGCCUCUCCACAGGAGCCCUAAUCCUUCCAGAAGAUUCUUGAUGAGGUUUGUGAUGUCAUCUCAUCAGGCACUCACAAAGUAUAUGUCUCUGAACCAACACUUUUGUGAUUUUAGUAAGGUUGAAGAUAUUCAAAUUCUUACCAAGCUGUGUGUGGCUAUAUGUACCUGUAAAUAAACUGCUAAGAUUGUCACGUU
Molecule: messenger RNA, 887 nt
Organism: Mesocricetus auratus (golden hamster)
Lineage: Eukaryota; Metazoa; Chordata; Mammalia; Rodentia; Cricetidae
Gene: Tex36
Product: testis expressed 36
Exons: 4
Coding region: 90-713 (207 amino acids)
Source: RefSeq, a predicted model, not a curated record